AUGGCGCUCUCCCCCAAAUGGUACCAGUUCCUGGUGGGCGUCUUUGCCUCGCUCGGGUCCCUGCUCUACGGUUAUGACUUGGGUGUCAUUGCCCAGGUUAUUGCUUCGCAGUCUUUCAAGACCAAGUUCCACCCCAGCAACAAUGAGGAAGCAGCAGUCGUGUCCGUUUUUACAGGCGGCGCCUUCUUUGGUGCCUUUGCCGCCGGUCCCAUGGGAGACAAACUUGGCCGUCGUUGGACAAUUCUGCUAGGGGCUAUCGUUUUCUGCCUCGGGGGUGCCCUGCAGACAGGAGCUCAAGCUCUCUCAUACCUCUACUCUGGGCGCGCCAUUGCUGGUGUCGGUGUUGGCGUUCUCUGCAUGAUUGUACCUCUCUACCAGGCCGAACUGGCGCAUCCCAGCAUCCGUGGUCGUAUCACCGCUCUCCAGCAAUUCAUGCUUGGUAUUGGUGCUUUGGCAGCGGCCUGGAUUUCUUACGGCACUUAUGUUGGCUUUGAUCCCACGAACGACGGGCAAUGGCGAACGUCCCUGGGUAUCCAGGUCAUCCCCGCUGUUUUCCUCGCCGCCCUCAUCCUCCUCUUCCCCGAGUCCCCGCGGUGGCUUAUCGACCACGACAAGCAAGAACUCGGUCUCCAGACCCUCGCCAAGCUGCACGCCCACGGCGACACCAACGAUGCUUGGGUGCAGGCCGAAUACCAACAAAUACAGGAAGCAGUUGCCUUCGACCGCGCGAACGAAGCCAAGUCGUACGCCGAGCUUUUCAAAGACAAGUCUUGUUUCCGGCGUCUGUUCCUGGCCUGCGCGCUCCAAGGUGGCGCCCAGAUGACGGGCGUUUCCGCGAUCCAAUACUACUCAGUCACCAUCUACGGGCUGAUGGGCAUCCAGGGUGACGACACGCUCAAGUACCAGGCCAUCUCAUCUAUUAUCGCGCUGGUGGCCCAGGCACUCUGCAUGCUGUUCAUCGACAAGUUCGGCCGGCGCUGGCCUCUCAUCUUCGGGAACCUCGGCAACUGCGUCACCUUCCUCAUCGCCACCAUCCUGCUCGCCAAGUUCCCGCCGGGAGCCAACGACAACACGGCUGCGGCCUGGGGCUUCAUCGUGGUCACUUGGGUGUACAACUUCAGCUUCAGCGCGACAUGCGGGCCCCUGUCCUGGAUUAUCCCGGCCGAGGUGUUCGACACUAAGACGCGAUCCAAGGGCGUUUCCAUCGCGACCAUGACCUCGUUCGCGCUCAACACCAUGAUCGGGCAGAUCACGGGCCCGGCCAUGAAGACAGUCGGGUACCGUUACUACAUCCUCUUCGUCAUCUGCAACUUCACCAACGCCCUCUUCUUCUGGGCUGUCCUGCCCGAGACGGCCCGCCGCCCGCUCGAGGAGAUGAACCGGCUGUUUACGGACGCGCCCCUCUUCGUGCCGACCAUGGACCGAAAGGAUUGGGCCGGUAACGAUCUCGAGCGGCGUGUCGAGGAGGUCAAGGCCAAGCAGGAGUCGGUGCACAUGGGAUAA
Molecule: messenger RNA, 1503 nt
Organism: Chaetomium globosum CBS 148.51
Lineage: Eukaryota; Fungi; Ascomycota; Sordariomycetes; Sordariales; Chaetomiaceae
Exons: 3
Coding region: 1-1503 (500 amino acids)
Biological process (GO): carbohydrate transport; transmembrane transport
Cellular component (GO): membrane
Molecular function (GO): carbohydrate:proton symporter activity
Source: RefSeq, a predicted model, not a curated record